UAAACAAGGGACGUGUCGUGGAAUAAGGUUUAUUUUAGAAAAAAAAAGAUCGUGGAGAACAUUUUGAAAGUGUUUUGUUUUUGUUUGAAUUUCGUCGUGAAUGAAUUAAACAAAUUAUUAAUAAAUUAAAUAAAUAAAAUGCAUCCGAAACACAUCACCUGUCUUACGGCCUGCACACUCCUGCUGUUUCUGCUGCUGACCUGUUGUGGUUCCGGCACGAAUGAAGUUGAGGGUGCUCGCAUAUUGGCCGUCUAUGCCUUUCCGGGUAAAAGUCAUUAUGGCAUGCAUUCGGCAUUGAUUAAGGAACUGGUGCAGCGGGGACACCAGGUGACAAUGAUUGCGGCAUUUAGUUUGAAAAAUCUAAAUUUGGGUGCCAACUACACGGAGAUUCUGAUAGAGCCGGUCUAUGAUUUCUGGAGUGAUGUUAUGGAUUUCUUUAAAACCGACAACAUCUUCGAGCUAACCGACAUGGGUAAUCUGCAGUAUUACAAAAUGAUGGACAUUAUUGCCUUUUCCACGACGGAACAUGCCCUGAAGCAGCCAAAAGUCCAGGCCCUAAUCAAUGAUCCCCAGCCGAGAGGAAAAUUUGAUUUGUUGCUGUGCGAACAGUUCUAUCAGGAACCCUUCUUGGCCUUGUCCCGGGUCUAUGAUGUCCCAGUGGUGACCAGCAGCACAUUGGGUUUUGAAUCACGUAUGAGCCAAAUGAUGGGCGUCAUAAUGCCUUGGUCUUUUGUGCCACAUACCUUUUCGCCCUACAGCGAUCGCAUGAAUUUCUUUGAGCGUUUAAUGAAUUCGUUUUACUCCCUGACUGAGGAUAUCAUUAGGGAGUAUGAUUAUUUUCCCAAAAUGGACACAAUGAUGCGGAAGUAUUUUGGUCAUUUGAAUGUUGAAAUACCAUCAGUUUCCAAAUUGGAGAAAAACAUUUCCGUGGCCAUGGUGAACAGUUACACCCCCUUGAGUACAACGAGACCCCUGGUGCCGGGCAUGAUUGCUGUGGGAGGAUUACAUAUAUACCCCAACAAGAAAUUGCCUCAAGAGCUGCAAACAUUUUUAGAUGGAGCUGUGGAUGGUGCCAUUUUCUUUAGUUUAGGCAGCAAUGUCCAAUCGAAAGAUAUGCCCUAUGAAAAAAUGCGCAUCUUUCUCGAUGUCUUCGGGUCUAUGCGGCAACGUGUCAUUUGGAAAUUCGAAAAUGACAGCAUCCCAGAUAUGCCGAAAAAUAUUUUGAUACGAAAAUGGCUACCACAAUCGGAUAUUUUGGCACAUCCCAAUGUCAAGGUGUUCAUAACACAUGGUGGACUCUUUGGUACCCAGGAGGGUGUUUACCAUGGCGUCCCUAUGUUGGGUAUACCCAUUUACUGUGAUCAACAUUUGAAUAUGCGCAAAGCGGAGCAGAGCGGCUAUGCCAUUAAAUUGCAUUUUCCCACGAUCAACAGGGAAGUCCUUAAGGAAUCUUUGAAUAAAUUGAUUCAUGAUCCUCAAUAUCGUAAUAAUGUCCAGAGAUAUUCAAAUGUGUUUCGUGAUCGUCCCAUGGGUGCUCGUGAGACGGCUGUCUAUUGGAUUGAAUAUGUGAUUCGGCACAAGGGAGCAACUCAUAUUCGUUCGGCGGGUUUGGAUUUGAAAUGGUAUCAGUUCUAUCUGUUAGAUGUUAUUGCUUUUGCUGUUGCCGUGCCAUUGUUGGUCAUUGCGUUGGCGGUAUUUGUCCUGCGCAAAGUGUUACGUCGCGCGGGAAAAUCACCGAAGAAGGUGAAGGAAAAUUAAAGACCUCUAGUUUAAUUAAUGGUUGCAGAUGUAGACAUACUGUACGUAGUUUUUAAUUAGUUUUUAGUCAUACGAAUUGUUAAGUGCAAAUAAAACUGGAAACAGGAGAAACCUUUGAAAGGAUACUCUA
Molecule: messenger RNA, 1888 nt
Organism: Musca domestica (house fly)
Lineage: Eukaryota; Metazoa; Arthropoda; Insecta; Diptera; Muscidae
Product: UDP-glycosyltransferase UGT5
Exons: 5
Coding region: 139-1758 (539 amino acids)
Molecular function (GO): UDP-glycosyltransferase activity
Source: RefSeq, a predicted model, not a curated record